CUUCCACACUGUGCAAGGGCAAGGUUACUGUGAUGCCAAAGAUUACCUCAGCUGCUUGAUUAUAUGCAUGAAAUGUCGUUCAUGAAGUAAAUGAGCUUGACAAGACUUCAGCACCCUGGAAUUUUCAGAAGAAAUCUUGAUUGAUGAUGAGUUUCUCGUUUACAAUUGCGGUUGCUGGACAAUAUAAUCACCACGUGAUAGCACUAGCACUAGCACUAGCAAACGGUAAAAACAUAACCAGCAUGAACAGUGAGAAGAGCAUCUCAAUUGAAUCUAUCAGAAAUUCCAGUUCAUUGCCUAAAGGCGUCAGCAUUUUGGUUGUGGAUUGUGAUCCUACAUGUCUCACCAUCAUAUCCGAAAUGCUCUGUAGAUUUGGUUACAAAGUUGUGACCGCUAAGCGAGCCUCUGAUGCUUUGGCAAUUGCACGGGAGGAAGAUGAUCUUCAACUUGUUCUGGCAGAAGCUCAUUUGCCUGACAUGGAUAAAUAUGAGUUCCUGGAGAGAAUGGGAGAAAUGUCCAAAUUGCCCGUUGUUAUUAUGUCAGCUGAUGAUAAUGAAAAUACCGUGUUAGGCAGCUUGUUUAAAGGUGCUGCAUUAUAUCUUAUAAAACCAAUUACUUUGAACGACGUGAAAAACCUAUGGCAGUUUGCAUUCAUGAAGAAUAGUGAGAAAACACUAGUUGCUGACGGAGUAAGCAGUGUUCAAGGGGAAUCAUCUGAGGAGAGUGCAUCAGAUGAGGAUACAGAGAGUCAAUCAUUUGAGAAUAAAAGGAAGCAAAGCCUCCAAAAGGCCAAAAGAAUAGCACUGGAAGAGACGGAAAAAGACGAGGAGGAAGAGAAUUAUGAUUCAUCAGUCCUAAAGAAGCCAAAGCUAACUUGGACUAAUGAGCUACAUGACAGAUUCCUGCAAGCUAUAAAAGUACUAGGCAUUGACAGAGCUCAUCCAAAGAAGAUACUUAAGUAUAUGAAUACGCCAGGACUGAAAAAGGAGAAUAUUUCAAGCCAUUUACAGAAAUAUCGUCUCUCCUUGAAACGGGAGCAAGAUGCAAUCCAAAAGACAAUGACAAGAGAUCCUACUGGAUCAAGCCUUACAUCAUACUAUCCUUCAUCAACAUUCAAUUUACAAGGACUUCUUCAAGUUUCAAAUCAGCAAUCCUCAGCCACAUCAAAUCAACCAGAAUUAGGAAAUGAUUUACAGAGAAAUUUAAGUAGUCAAAUGCACAUGCCCUUUCAUGGCUCUGCAGAUUUUCCUAAUUACAUAGACUCAAGUUGUAGUGAUCCAUCCAAUCCUAUGUAUGGGCAAUUGACUCCUCCAGUGAAUCAGCUAGAUUCUACUUAUCCUGAUUCUAGUUAUGUUGGAAGCUGGAUCACUAGCAAUGAGUUAGCAGGCUUUUUCCAGAUAGGAAAUUCUAGUGGUGAAGAGACCCUCAGCGGGAACAUGGAUCCUUUUGGUGUGGAUCAUAUUGGUUUUCUGAGUGAUACCACACAACAAGAACAGCUGCAGCAACCAUAUCAGCCACUUCCUCCACCACCACAACCACCACAGGAGCCAGAAGAACCUGACAUUUUUGGGGUUGAAAGAGGAGAAAUUGAUGAAUUAUUUGAUCUUUUGAAAGACCCUAAUAAUAUGUUCAAUGAUGAGGACCUUGACGAUCUUUGGCAAUCGACAAGUUUUGUGUCCAGGCAUCAAGGGUGAGAAGAGGCCAUGUACAUGGACAUUGACAUCACUAUUUAUUUGGACCAGUGAGCUUCCAGAUUUAUGGCUUAAGCAUUGGGUGAAAGUUUGGAAUCCAAGCACAAAAGGUGUAAAACUUACAUUUGUUUUUCAAUUUUAGUCUGAAGGUUUGAGUCCACUCUUAGUGGUUUGGAGGAAGUACUUGAAUUUGAUGAUGUUGUUUUUGUUUAGUUGUUAUUUCUUAGUUGCAUUAUAAUAAAACACUGUUUGAUGGA
Quercus robur (English oak) is the source of this 1948-nucleotide messenger RNA. Its product is annotated as two-component response regulator ORR24-like. The transcript has 8 exons. Lineage: Eukaryota; Viridiplantae; Streptophyta; Magnoliopsida; Fagales; Fagaceae. Gene Ontology annotation, molecular function: DNA binding. Bases 144 to 1694 code for a protein of 516 amino acids. Gene Ontology annotation, biological process: cytokinin-activated signaling pathway; phosphorelay signal transduction system. The record is from RefSeq and is a predicted model, not a curated record.